UGAGACUCCUCUAGGGCUGGUGUGGCUGGCAGCGACGUCGUGCGCACGCGCAGACCGGCGCGCUAGGGCGGAAGUGGGGGCUGCCGCAGGGAGGUGGGGCCGCCGCGCUCGCUGCGAGCUGGGCUAGUGGCCGACAUGGCGCCGUCCGGGAGUCUCGUGGCUUCCCUGGCAGGCCUGCUGCUGUUGCUUUUAGGGGCUCCGUGGACCUACGGGCGGCGGAGCAGCGUGCGCGUCAUUACGGACCAGAACUGGAGGGACUUACUGCAAGGAGACUGGAUGAUAGAGUUUUAUGCCCCGUGGUGCCCUGCUUGUCAGAAUCUUCAACCAGAAUGGGAAAGUUUUGCUGAAUGGGGAGAAGAUCUUGAGGUUAAUGUUGCAAAAGUAGAUGUCACCGAGCAGCCAGGACUGAGUGGACGGUUCAUUAUAACUGCACUUCCUACUAUUUACCAUUGUAAAGAUGGCGAAUUUAGGCGCUAUCAGGGUCCAAGAACUAAGAAAGACUUCAUCAACUUUGUGACUGAUGAAGAGUGGAAGAGCAUUGAACCUGUCUCGUCAUGGUUUGGUCCAGGUUCUGUUCUGAUGAGUAGUAUGUCCGCACUCUUUCAGCUGUCCAUGUGGAUCAGGACUUGCCAUAACUAUUUUAUUGAAGACCUUGGAUUACCAGUUUGGGGAUCAUAUACAGUUUUUGCUUUAAUAACUCUGCUUUCAGGACUGUUAUUAGGACUUUGUAUGAUAUUUGUGGCAGAUUGCCUUUGUCCUUCAAAAAGGCGCAGACCACAGCCAUACCCUUCAAAAAAAAUAUUACCAGAAUCUUCUCCACCUUUGAAGAAAGUGGAGGAGGAACAAGAGGCUGAUGAAGAAGAUGUUUCAGAAGAGGAAGCUGAAAGCAAGGGAGGAGCCAACAAAGACUUUCCACAAAACGCCGUCAGGCAGCGCUCUGUGGGCCCUUCUCUGGCCACAGAUAAUCCUAGCUAAUUUUUACAGAUGUCUUAAUAUUAUGAUUUUGACAAAAACAAGAUCGAUCAUUGCUUUUGGUUUGAAGUGAACUGACUUCCUUGUAUAUUGCAGGGUUCUGUCUAAAUUGUCAUUAGAUUGGAUAGUUUAGAUUCAGAAAAUAAAAGCACUAGGUAUAAUUUGAAAUAUGAUUUAAGAACAUGUGAUGGUUUAAGCAGUUCUUUAAUUUUUGAAAAAUCUGGUGCCAAGCAAUAAGAUUUGUGUAUAUUUGUUUAAUAAUAACCUAUUCCAAAUCUGAGUUUUGAAAAUAUACUUGUCCCAAGUAUUGCUUUAGUGGGGUAAUUAAGAAGAUUACUUUAGAGAAAAAGAUUUCUCAUUUGGUGUAAGUUUUCUUGGUUUCACUGUGUGAAAAAAAGAACAUAUUUCCCAUUAAUGGGAACUUUGCCCAUUGUCUCAAGAAAUAUGUGUUUCAGUGACAAAUCCUUGUUUUUUUUAGAUAUAUGGUCCAAAAUCUCCUCAUUUUUAGAUUAUGCAACUAAUAAAAAAUACUUACAGU
Molecule: messenger RNA, 1510 nt
Organism: Otolemur garnettii (small-eared galago)
Lineage: Eukaryota; Metazoa; Chordata; Mammalia; Primates; Galagidae
Gene: TMX1
Product: thioredoxin related transmembrane protein 1
Exons: 8
Coding region: 136-975 (279 amino acids)
Source: RefSeq, a predicted model, not a curated record